AUGACAGCAACAACUCAAUACUGCAACCAAGAUGGUAAAGAAGACUUCGGCGACUUUGUGCGCAAUGAAGACGAGGAAAUGGACCUAGAAGAGGACAAAUAUGAUAGAAAUAACACCCUAGAUGUCUUCUAUCCCAUCCGCCUCGGAGACCUGAUCAAUGAGAGAUACCUGGUAGAGCAUAAGCUUGGAUCCGGCGGUUUCUCGACUGUCUGGAUGGCCCAUGACCGCCAAAAUAACAGAGACGUUGCCCUUAAGAUUAUGUUCGUUGGAGAAUCAGGUGAAAAGGAAAUCCGCCUACAGGACGAAAUCGUUCGGAAUAUACGUGAUGCCUCUCAUUUUGUGACGUAUCUGGAAACCUUUCUACUUCCGGGAGAUGGAUGUCACCAUACGGUUCAAGUAUUUCCCUUGAUAGGCCCAUGUCUUUACGGUCCGGACGUGAUAAAAAUGUCUAUGACUACUCGCAUGUCCGCAGCUCGGCAAUUGCUAGAGGCGUUGGAGAAUUUACACGAGGCUGGAAUUGUCCACCGUGAUUUGAAUGAGAGAAAUUGUAUGUGGGGAAUAGAACCCCUCGACCAUCUGCCUAGGAGUGCUAAAUACGAGGCACUGGGUCGGCCAUUGAAGCAAAUGAUACCAGUGGACAAUCUCUGGAAGCAAGGAGAGCUCGUUGGACCUGUUAAAAUCCCCCCAAGCUUACACACAAAGAAAUUCCAUCUCGGUGACUUUGAAAGUCACCCCGUGACUCCACGUGGCUAUCCACCAUUGCAAUAUUGCUCCCCGGACCGCCUGCAUAGAAAGGACCCCAGUCCUGCCUGCGACAUAUGGAGUUACAUGAUCCCCUUUUCGGAACUUUACCUUGGCCACUUGCCUUUUUCUCCUGUUUUCAAUGGUGGAAUUAUUGGUGGUUUCGUGAUGUCUUUAGGUCCUCUGCCCGAGGAGUGGAAGGGUCUAUAUACUCACCCUGGAGGCCGUGAUGACUGGUAUGACCAAAACCAAACUCCCGAUCCCACAUGGACUCUUGAGUCAAGAAUUGCAAAUUUUCGUCCCGACGCCGACCCAAUGGAGCGAAGCCAUGUGCUUUCCAUUAUGUCUCGUGUAUUCACUUACAACCCGGCGAAGCGUCUGACCGCAACUCAGCUUCUGCGAGAUCCUUCUUUUAGAGCUAUCAUGGAAAAUCAUGGUUGUUGA
Penicillium verrucosum is the source of this 1185-nucleotide messenger RNA. RefSeq lists its product as uncharacterized. Bases 1 to 1185 code for a protein of 394 amino acids. Gene Ontology annotation, biological process: protein phosphorylation. The record is from RefSeq and is a predicted model, not a curated record. Gene Ontology annotation, molecular function: protein kinase activity; ATP binding. The transcript is spliced from 4 exons. Lineage: Eukaryota; Fungi; Ascomycota; Eurotiomycetes; Eurotiales; Aspergillaceae.